ACCAGAUAAUGUAGAUUUGUUAGUAUGUUGUUUGGAUUUUUCGGACACGAAGCCUAAUUGCAGCUUGAAACUACCGGAAGUGGAUUAAAACCUGAACCAAGAUGCCAAAGAAAGUCAAAAAGGGGAAAGGAAAAGGAAAGAAAGGAAAGAAAGGAGGAAAGAAAUCCAAAAAACAAGAGUCAGUUCUGGCCAUAGCUGCGGCUAAUUCAAAAGUGUGGGAAGCUAGAGUUGGGAUACUUGAAAACUCUCGCAAUGACUAUCGAGAUAAUGCUCAUCGCCUGGUCCAAGAAAAUGACGCCCUCACAACUCAAAUGCUUCAAACUGAAAAAGACACGAUUGACGUCAUCACCUACUUGAAGCAACAGGAAGCCGAAAAAGAUUCUUCCUUGGAGAAGGAAAAGCUUCAAAAUCGUGAGCUCAAGAAGCAGCAUCGACAAGAGAAAGAGGUUUUGGUAGAUGACUUUACAAAACAGAUCAGUGAGUUGGAGGACAAGCUUGGCGAGAAGAUGAGAGAAAUAGAUCUGAUUCAGGGAGAGUUGAAAAUGGUCAAGGAAUUCCGACGGAAAAGAGCUCAGAUGCAGAAAGAUCUGGACGAUAUCAAAGAAGCCAUGCACAAUGCUACCAGGAACCAUAAAGACAAUAUUUCCAGAAUGGAACGGAAGUUCUUCGAGGAGAAGAUGAGACUUCAGCAGGAAGCUAACAAGAAAAUAGCUGAACUGGCAGAAAAGGCACAUUCGGAAGCCAUAUCAAAUUUAGACGAAUCGACCAAAAAUGUUUACAAAGAAAACGUGCGAUUGUCCGAGGCACUGAACUAUCACAUGAAGGAAAGCGAUUUACUGAAAAAAGAACGAGCCGAACUUCUCAAAGAAAAUGAAGAUUUAAAAGGCAAGAAAGAAAUUAACGAUUUAAUGGUACAAGAGAAAAUCGUACAAAACAAGCAACAGAAGGAACAACUUAAAGAGCAAGAGGAAAAGAUCGAAACAUUGGAGAAGUCUUUGAGUCACGUGGUACGCGAAUUCGAAUCGGAAAAGAAACGUCUCGAGGCUGAUUUGGAAACACAAACUGCUGCCGCCAAAAUAGAACUCACCAAACUUCAAAGGGUCGUAGAAAUGAAAUCACGCGAGAUGUCGAAAGUUAAGAAGCUUGCCAAAUCGAUAUUAGACCAACGAACAGAAUUGGAACGAUUCUUUUUGGAUGCUUUGGAAGAGGUCAAAGUAGAAAUAUCCGCCAAUCAAGCCCAAUAUAGACGUGAUGCCCAAUCUGCGUACCAGUUAAAGAUGUUUAAUGCCGUUUCCGGUAAGGCCGAUUAUCCAAAAGUAAGAACAUUCAACAAAUGUGACGCUAGUACCAAUAGUGUAUUUAAGGAUUUGGAAGCCGCACAACUUCUCCACAAUAUGAGCAGUAAAAUAGACAUUACAGAUCUGACCUGGGAACAGAGAGAAAGAGUCUUGCGGUAUCUGUUCGCUAAGAUGAAUGGUGAUAGCACCAUGAAAAUUGCCAAAAUCUCAUCUGAAGGUCAUCAAUUGAGUAUUACUCAAGGGAAUGGAAACGUCAGUGCUCCAGAUGAUACUACCUUCCUAACACAAGUUAACGUGGAGUUUCCACAAGAACUGAACAAACAUCCUGUUAUUCCGGAAAUCGGGAAAUCUCAAGCCACCAAACUUCUGGAAACACAAUCUUAAACACCAACAAUCUAUACUGAAAGACAAAAUGAAGUCAUUUAAGAAUGGAAAUUUAUUGGUUAUCGUUAUGAACGAACUUUGUGAAGACAAAUUGCCCGGCGAAGUGAGUCCGUGGACGUAUCAUAUCUUUAUUUUCAAAUGCUUAUAUUUGUAAAUGUUAGUGAAGACAUCUGAGACAGUCAGUGUUAAAUGAAUUUAAUGCAACAAAAAUGUUUAUUAUCAGUACCGAUAAAUGAUAGUAUAAUAGUGUGUCUCAUAUUUGGUAUAGACGUAUGUUGUAGGAACUUCCAUGCCUCCCCAGUGCUUUCAAUUUCAGUGGUAGGCUACAUUAUUGAGAUGUGAUUUUCGAAACAAUAUGAAAACCAUAAGCUAUAUAAGGGUUUGCUUCAUUGCAUCAAGGGCCUUAUUCUCGAAAAAAGAUGAUUUAGUGUUCCAGUCAUCUGAUUGGUUAAUCACUAAGAUCAAUUUAUAAAUGUUUUAUAAUCCAAUCAGAUUGAUGUAUUUCUUACAAAUCUUAUUUUAGUUUUCCAGAAUAAGACCCGAGUCGACAUACGAUAUUAUUUUGUUUACUUAUUUGUUUGUUUGUUUUUGAUUGUUAUUGAAUUGUCGAUAGUGUAUGUUUAUAAUACACAAAGUACAUUGAAUAGAAAAAUGAAGUGAAUAGGCCAGGACGUCUAUGGUAUAUACAGUGGCGAACUUUUGCAGUUAAUUGGCAUUGGAUGCUUUCCAUUUGCAAGUCUUAUUUUCAAAGGGGUACAACUCCAAUCUAUAAAAUUGGUCAAUGCAUCGGUGACCGGUGAGCUAGAUUUGUAAAAUUGAAUAGUCCUAGAUUUAUUUAAAUAAAUAUGAGAGAAGGGAAG
Lottia gigantea (owl limpet) is the source of this 2542-nucleotide messenger RNA. RefSeq lists its product as hypothetical. Lineage: Eukaryota; Metazoa; Mollusca; Gastropoda; Lottiidae. The coding region runs from base 102 to 1682 and encodes 526 amino acids. The record is from RefSeq and is a predicted model, not a curated record. The transcript has 2 exons.